This is a messenger RNA of Balaenoptera acutorostrata (minke whale), 3123 nucleotides long. RefSeq names its product cytohesin 4 (gene CYTH4). Gene Ontology annotation, biological process: regulation of ARF protein signal transduction. Bases 1 to 1272 code for a protein of 423 amino acids. The record is from RefSeq and is a predicted model, not a curated record. Gene Ontology annotation, molecular function: guanyl-nucleotide exchange factor activity. Lineage: Eukaryota; Metazoa; Chordata; Mammalia; Artiodactyla; Balaenopteridae. The transcript has 13 exons.
AUGGCGCAUCCGUGCCUGAGCAGCCCGAGCAGCAGCUGGGUCAGUGGGCCUCAGGAGCACAGGCCACCUUUCCCCGGGGGCUUCAGAAUGGACUUGUGCCACCCAGACCCAGGGGAGCUGAGCAGCGGGGAGGCGGAGGAGCUGCAGCGGAUCAAAUGGCAUCGGAAGCAGCUUCUGGAGGACAUCCAGAAGCUGAAGGACGAGAUCGCAGAUGUGUUUGCUCAAAUCGACUGCUUCGAGACAGCAGAGGAGAGCCGCAUGGCCCAGAAGGAGAAGGAGCUGGGCAUCGGGCGCAAGAAAUUCAACAUGGACCCCGUGAAGGGCAUCCAGUAUCUCACUGAGCACAAGCUGCUGACCCCUGAUGUCCAAGAUAUCGCCCAGUUCUUGUACAAGGGCGAGGGCCUCAACAAGACAGCCAUCGGCACCUACCUGGGGGAGAGGGACCCCAUCAACCUGCAGGUCCUCCAGGCCUUCGUAGAUUGCCACGAGUUCGCCAACCUCAACCUCGUCCAGGCCCUCAGACAAUUCCUGUGGAGCUUCCGACUGCCAGGCGAGGCCCAGAAGAUCGACCGCAUGAUGGAGACUUUUGCCACCCGAUACUGCCUCUGCAACCCAGGUGUCUUCCAAUCCACAGACACCUGCUACGUCCUGUCCUUCUCCAUCAUCAUGCUCAACACCAGCCUCCACAACCCCAAUGUCCGGGACAGGCCGCCCUUCGAGCGCUUUGUGUCCAUGAACCGUGGCAUCAAUGACGGCAGUGACCUGCCUGAGGAGCAGCUGCGGAACCUCUUCGACAGCAUCAAGAGUGAGCCCUUCUCCAUCCCCGAGGACGACGGCAACGACCUCACUCACACCUUCUUCAACCCCGACCGCGAGGGCUGGCUGCUCAAGCUGGGCGGCCGCGUGAAGACAUGGAAACGACGCUGGUUCAUCCUGACGGACAGCUGCCUCUACUACUUUGAGUUCACCACUGACAAGGAGCCCCGGGGAAUCAUACCCCUUGAGAACCUCUCAGUGCAGAAGGUGGAUGACCCCAAGAAGCCAUUCUGCCUGGAGCUCUACAACCCCAGCUGCCGGGGCCAGAAGAUAAAGGCCUGCAAGACAGAUGGCGACGGCAAAGUGGUAGAGGGCAAGCACGAGUCCUACCGGAUCUCAGCCUCCAGCGCUGAGGAGCGGGACCAAUGGAUCAAGGCCAUUCGAGCCAGCAUCACCCGUGUCCCCUUCUACGACCUGGUCUCUGCUCGGAAGAAGAAGAUUGCCAGCAAGCAAUGAGCUUCCUGGGAGGUGGUGCCCGGCGUCCUGGGAACCCCGUGACCUGUGGUACCUGGAGACCUACCUCCCACCCCAGGGCACCCUUUCCUGGCCCGCAGACAUCCUCCCUCAACCCCCUUCACUUCAAACUGACAGCAGAGGGGAGGAAGGGCUCAAGAAAGAGGGUGGGUGGGAACCACCGAGGGCUCAAAGCCCGACCAUGAGGCCGCUGGCCUUGGACACCCAGGAAAGGCCCCGCCCCAGCCCCAAGUCCACCGCAGUAAGGGGUGAGGAAAGCAGCCCAGAACCCGGCACCCGGCCCUCUCUCUGGGGCUCAGUUUCCUCUCCUGUCAGACGUCUCCUUGCCCUCUGAAGUGCUGUCAGCCCUCAGAGCAGGAGGGGCCUGCGUGCUUCCUACCCUCCGCCAUGGUGAUGCCUCCUCCCUCUGCUUAGGGCGUUUCUCCGCCAGCCCCUCCCCCGUCCUCAGCUGGGGCUUGGCCUUCCCUGCCCAAGGGACACAAGUACACAUCUCAGACCCACCGACAAGACCUCUGGGAGACCCGAGAGCACUGGACUAGAAGCCCUGAUGCCACAGUCUCAGUCCCAGCUCUGUCUCCAACUUGCUGUGUGCCCUCGGCCAAGUCACCCUCCUUCUCUGGUUCCUGGAAAAGUGCGGUGUUUGGGGAGAAAUGUCUUGGCCCUCCUGGCUCUGUGCACCGCCCCCACUGCAACCUUCAACCUGCUAGCAAUGGCCUUAGGUAGGUCCCAGCAGGGCGUGAGCUGGCCACCUCCCUCCUCUGAGACUGCUUCCUCUCGGUAGGACAGGAUUGGACUGGGUCUCCCAAGGAGCUUCUGGCUGGAGAUGUCUGCACCAGAGCUGGAGGGGGCUCUGGACUGAAGGCUGCUGGGAGGCAGAGAGCAGAGUGGGCUCCAUCCUCAAGGAUGUCCAUCUUAGAGAAGGGGCGGGUGGGACUCCUCAAGAAAAUGGCAGACAGCAUCCCAGACAGAUGUACUCAGGCGGAACUGGCGGUACAAUCAAGAAGUCAAGAAGAGAGCUUUGUGAGCUGUGGUUACCAAGAGGGCUGCCUGGAGGCAGCGGCCACGCCAGUGAGUGACACAGAAGCUUGUAGCAGAGUCUCAGCUACAGCUUCCCUGCUGGACCACUGCCCAGGGCUCCCAUGGUGGUGAGCAGGGUCCCAGCAUCCUCAGAUCCUCGGGAGUAGCACCAUCAAGAGUGGAACUGACUUCCCAGCCCACAGGCAGGCAGCUCUCCAGGGAGAUUCCAGCCUGGAGGAGGAUUCCACGAACAGGUUUCUUCUCAGUAGCACUUCUCACCCCAUCUCACAGGCCCUGGGGGUGUCCCUGGAGGGAAGUUCCCUGGCAGGGAAGCAGGAUAUGGGGUUACCUCUGCCCCACUCCCAGCCUGCGUGGGCAAGCCGGAGCAAGGUGGAUUCCCCCCGGGAAGGGAGGCAACCUCUCCUCCCCUCCACCUCCCACACACAUGCACACUCUCCAGGGUGUCAGGAUAGAGUAGCUGCCUUGCAGUGGUGAGAGCCCUGUCUCUGGAGGUGUGCAAGAACCUGGUAAUGAUAUUGCACUGAGGAGGAUCUGGUUGGGCAUCUGCAGGAAGAAGCCUUACAGGACGUUUGAGGCCUUCCACCGACUCCAUGUCAGCCUGGGAGCUGAGCGUCACCCCUGCUGCCUCAUUUGGCCCCUGAAGGGGCAGCCAGGCGUCAUGGGCUCUGAGGUUCUCUCCUGCCACUGGUUAUACACUGGCUGUGUGAUCUUAGUCCACUUCCUUCCCCUCUCUGGUCCUCAGCUUCCCCCCGCCCCCAUCAUUGAGAGGGUGGAACAGGGGAUUUUCUGGGCAUG